Coffea arabica (coffee) is the source of this 947-nucleotide messenger RNA. RefSeq lists its product as uncharacterized. NCBI's taxonomy places the organism in Eukaryota, Viridiplantae, Streptophyta, Magnoliopsida, Gentianales, Rubiaceae. The record is from RefSeq and is a predicted model, not a curated record.
AUCGAAAGUCGAAGCUCAUCCCAGAUUUUGCAAAAGGAGAAGAGAACUUCCCAAAUCUCUGGCGUAAGUAUGCCGGCCUCCUCCACCUCAUCAUCCUCGGCGUCCUCUUCAUCGGACAGCUCGUCGGAUUCUUCGCCUCGGCGCCACCGUCGUCGCCGCCAUCAACGCCGAGACAAAGACAAAGACCGAGACGAGCUCAAGGUGAGCAAGAAAAGCCACCACCGCUCUUCUCAAUCCAAACGGCGUCGUCAUAAGCGCCACUCCUCCUCGUCCGACCGAUACUCUUCUUACUCCUCUUCCGCUUCAUCGGAUGAUGAUUACAGUUCCUCUGAUAGUGAACAUGACGCAUCAAAUCGUUCAAAGAGGCACAAAUCGAGUGACAGACCCAAGAAGAGCAAGGAUAAAGAGAAAAGGAAAAGCCAUCAGCAUAAACGUCACAAGCACAAAGUCAAAGAGAAGCAGCAGGAGGAGAGUAGCAGCCCUGUGCAGCUGUCUAAGUUUCUGGGACGAGACAAAGAUGACAGUGUCCGUCGUAGUGCUGUCUCUGGCAAAAAGAUUCUAUUAAAGCUUGAGAAAUCAAAGGAGGACAAAAUGGCAGAAAAUAAUCGGAACAAGCUACUGAAUUUCUUGAAUGCUAGUUAUGAUUGAUCAGGGACCCCAGAAAGGUUUCGUGGAAUGGGAUUUCUUGGGGCAGAUGAUUGAAGCUGUAAGACAUUCAUGAGGAUUCAAAGGCACUCCAUAUAUUAGUUAAUUACAAGAUAUGGAAGUGUGUUCUUUCUCCGCCUCAUGGUUUUUUGAGAACUUAUAUGGUUGUUGUAUCAUUAUUCUUAUUAUUAUUAUUGACAUUGUAGCUCGAUUUUGCAUUUCUGACAUUCAGCGUUAUACGACUCCUGAUUUUGCGUUAUUUAGUUGUAUCAAAAGCUGUUACAUCAAAACUGUUUUGGUGG